Molecule: messenger RNA, 3282 nt
Organism: Calliphora vicina (urban bluebottle blowfly)
Lineage: Eukaryota; Metazoa; Arthropoda; Insecta; Diptera; Calliphoridae
Gene: LManI
Product: Lysosomal alpha-mannosidase I
Exons: 7
Coding region: 164-3205 (1013 amino acids)
Biological process (GO): mannose metabolic process
Cellular component (GO): lysosome
Molecular function (GO): carbohydrate binding; alpha-mannosidase activity
Source: RefSeq, a predicted model, not a curated record
AUUCAAUCAGUUGGCAUUUAAAACGACAAUUAAUUGAAUCGAAAGACGAAUAUAGUUUAAAAAAGCACUUUUUUAAGUGUUAAAAUUUGGAAAGAAAUCUCAUGUUUUAAAGACAGAAAAAUAAUUGGAUUUUAAAAAACCUUUUGCUGCGGUCAAAAGUGAAAUGAAGUUUUUAACAGUAUUAACAGCACUUUUAGUGCUGACAUGGCUGGAAUAUGGAGAAGCAGGCUGUGGAUACAAGUCAUGUCCCUCCACCAAAUCUGGUAUGAUAAACGUGCACUUGGUGCCCCAUUCUCACGAUGAUGCCGGUUGGUUGAAGACAGUCGAUCAGUAUUACUAUGGCAGUCGCAAUGAUAUCCAACAUGCUGGUGUUCAAUAUAUAUUGGACAAUGUGAUUGUGGAGCUAUUGAAGAAUAAAUCGAGAAGAUUUAUCCAAGUGGAAACUGCCUUUUUCCAGAAAUGGUAUAACGAACAAUCUUCGGAUGUUAAAAAGAAUGUCAAGAAGUUGGUGGACGAUGGUCGUUUGGAAUUUGCUGGCGGUGCCUGGAGUAUGAACGAUGAGGCUGCUGUGCAUUAUCAAAGUGUGAUUGAUCAGUUUACCGUGGGUUUGAAGUUCUUAACCGAUACCUUUGGUUCCUGUGGCCGUCCUACUAUUGGCUGGCAAAUUGAUCCUUUUGGCCAUUCCCGUGAAAUGGCUUCUUUGUUUGCUCAAAUGGGUUUUGAUGGUCAAUUCUUUGCUCGCAUGGAUUUUGUAGAGAAAGAUACACGUUUGGAUAAUUUAACUGCUGAAAUGAUUUGGAAAGCUUCCGAUAGUUUGGGCCAAAGUGCUGAACUUUUCACUGGUCUUUUGUACAAUCAUUAUGCUGCUCCUGAUGGCUUCUGUUUCGAUAGUUUGUGUAAUGAUAAGCCCAUUAUUGAUGGUGAUAGUUAUGACAAUAAUGUUAAGGAGAGGGUUGAUACCUUCAUUGCUUAUAUUAACAAAAUGUCCAAGACAUAUCGUUCCACACAUUUGUUGGUGCCCAUGGGUGAUGAUUUCAAUUAUGAAAAUGCCAACAUGAAUUAUAAGAAUUUGGAUAAAUUAAUCAAAUACGUCAAUCAACGUCAACUUAUGGGCACUAAGAUCAACUUGUUGUACUCUACUCCUGCCUGUUACUUGAACGCCCUACAUGAGUCCACAAAACUUACUUGGCCCAGUAAGACCCAAGAUUUCUUCCCCUAUGGCACCGAUAAUCACACCUACUGGUCCGGAUAUUUCAGUUCCAGACCCACCCAAAAGAAAUACGAACGUGAUGGCAAUCACUUCCUGCAAGUAACCAAGCAACUCACCACUUUGGCCAAUCUCACCACAGCAGACAUGAAUCAAAAUCUUGAUAAGCUGAGACAAGUUAUGGGUAUAAUGCAGCAUCAUGAUGCUAUUACCGGUACUGAGAAACAGCAUGUAGCAGCUGACUACGAUAGACUUUUAACAGAUGCUUUAGUAUGGGCACAAAAUAAUACCAGAAUGGCUUUGCAAAAACUCACCAAUUUGACAAAUGGUGAAUUUAUUUCUUGUUUGCAAUUGAACAUAAGUUUGUGUGAGUUUACACAAAAAUCGGCAAAUAAUUUGGUGGUUACCGUGUUCAAUCCUUUGAGUCAACCUAGUACCCAAUAUAUUAGAAUACCCGUGUUGAAUGGUACUUAUAUUGUAACCGAUAAUACCGGCAAAGUGAUUAAUCAUCAGAUUGUACCCGUGUCCGCUGAAGUUUUGGCUUUGACAGAUUUGCGCAAGAAUUUAACGCAAACGGAAUUGGUAUUUGAGGCUAAUGUAGAGAAAUUGGCAAAUUUCUAUGUGAAUUUAAAGAAAGAACCCAAAUAUUUUGAAUAUGAUGUUUACGACAAUGAGGGUAUUAUUAACAACAAUAGAUUCUUGAGAUAUCAAGCUAGAAAAACUGCUGCCGAUAAGACAGCAUCAGCUGUCACAAAUGAAGUACAACCCAGGGCUGCCGGAGAUGUAGUUGUGCAAAAUUCGCUAGUGAAACUAACCUUCAACAAUAAGGGUAUUUUAUACAACAUCCAAAUGAAUGGUGUUUCCGAAAAUGUUACCCAAGAAUUCUAUUACUACAAGGGAGCUUUAGGUAAUAACACACAAUCUAAAUUCAGAUCUUCUGGAGCCUAUACCUUCCGUCCUAAUGGCACUGAAUUAUUGGUCAGUCCCUCGGCCACCAUUAAAGUUUUCAAUGGUCCCCUAGUUAAAGAAGUUCAUCAGCGUUUCAAUGAAUGGGUUUCCCAGGUCAUUAGAUUGUAUGAGCGUAAGAAUGUUGUCGAAUUUGAUUGGCUGGUAGGCCCUAUUCCCAUUAAAGACAACAUUGGCAAGGAAAUUAUUACCCGCUUUACCAGCAACAUUGCUUCAAAGGGUGUCUUUUAUACCGACUCGAAUGGCCGUGAAAUGUUGAAGAGAGUUCGCAACCAAAGAGAAUAUUUCAAACCCGAUUUAACCGAAAAGGUAUCCAGCAAUUAUUAUCCCGUUACUGCACGCAUUGCUUUGCAAAAUGAAAAGGUACGUUUAGCUUUACUUAAUGAUCGCGCCCAGGGUGGUUCCAGCUUAAAGGAUGGUUCUUUGGAAUUAAUGUUACAUCGUCGUUUAUUGCAUGAUGAUGCUUUUGGUGUGGGCGAGGCUCUCAAUGAAACCGUCUAUGGCAAAGGUUUGGUUGCCCGCGGCAAAAUCCAUUUGAUACUCAAUCAACUGAACAACAAACCCACCGUUCAAGAACGUCAUUUGGCCAAGGAAUUACAUUUGCCCUACUGGAAAUUCUUUAGCAGCGCCUCAAAGGCCACCAACAAGAAAGUACCCAAGCUACCCAUAUUCUCUACUUUGCCCAAGGGCAUCGAAGUUUUAACCUUGGAGCCUUUUGACAAAAAUGCACGUUUAUUGCGUUUGGAAAAUAUUUUGGAUAAAACUGAAAGUGGUAAUCUUAGCUUUAAUAUACGUCUAAUUUUCGAUGCCUUAGGCGGUGAGGAAAUUAAAGAGAUGACUUUGGAUGGUAAUAUGAAACUGUCCGAUAUGAAGAGAUUUAAAUUCCAGCCUGAUGGUACCGUACCCAAGAAAGUAGAGUAUUAUACUUCGAAACAUACUCCUAUGUCGGCCAAGAAGAGUGAUGGCAUUAACAAGUUUACCAUUACAUUGGAACCGAUGCAAAUUCGUACUUUUAUUCUUAAGUGGAAAUAAGUGAGGAUAGCAGUAAGAAAUUUGGUAGAAGCUGAAUUUAAAUGAAAAGUAAUAAAUAAAGAAAAAAUUAUUGAAAA